Molecule: messenger RNA, 2909 nt
Organism: Zea mays
Lineage: Eukaryota; Viridiplantae; Streptophyta; Magnoliopsida; Poales; Poaceae
Product: probable E3 ubiquitin-protein ligase ARI2
Exons: 7
Coding region: 393-2216 (607 amino acids)
Biological process (GO): protein ubiquitination
Molecular function (GO): zinc ion binding; ubiquitin-protein transferase activity
Source: RefSeq, a predicted model, not a curated record
AGGUUAUUGGCCAUUAAAAUACCUGCAUAUAUAGAAAUCAUUCCAAUAUAUCAUGUAAAACCUAUCAGUUAUUCGGUACCAUUGCCAUCACUCUCUAGUACGCCGCAAAAGACAUCAGCCAGACUUCCCAAUUUCCGGCCACAACCAUACCUGCUACGCUUGCGCCGCCGCCUCCCCCCUUGUCUUCGCUUCCCGUGCAAGCUUCACCGCCGCCGUCUCCGACUCCCUUCGCGAUGCGACCGCUUUCGCGCCACGAUUCCUCUAUCCCCGCCUUCCCCGCCCGCGCCGGUUCUUGCACUUGACCGACCCAAUCCGCCUAUCUGUUCCCCUCUUCCGUGCGAGAGGUACUAUCGCCGGCCGUUUCGUUUCGAGGCUGAUCGGAUCGGCGGCAGAUGGGCCGCGACGCUGAGGAUACUUCGUCUCCGGUGUCCUCGUCGGAAUUGGAGCAGGAAGACGACGACGAUUGCUACCUGAGCGAUCAGGGGGACGAUGCCCUAGAAGAGUCUGUUCUCCAUGUUCUCGAGGACGAGCACCUCGAGGACUGCCAUUGGUCUGCCUCAUCUGUGAUCACCAAGGAAUCCCUUUUGGUGGCGCAGAGAGAGGAUCUUAGGAAGGUGAUGGAGCUGCUAGGGUUGAGGGAGCACCAUGCCCGGACGCUCCUCAUCCACUACCGCUGGGACGUGGAGAGGAUUUUCGAGCUUCUUGAUCAGAAGGACAGGGAUAGGCUCUUCUCGGAGGCUGGUAUUCCUCUUCAGUACACCAGGAAUGCCGGCCCAACCUCCUCGGCGGAGGUGACCUGCAAUGUUUGUUAUGAUGAUGUGCCACCCUCGGCUGCCUCCGAGAUGGAUUGUGGCCAUAGCUACUGCAAUGAUUGUUGGACUGAAUAUUUCAUUGUGAAAAUAAAUGAGGGUCAGAGCCGGCGUGUCAGGUGCAUGGCUCCAAAGUGCAAUGCUGUUUGUGAUGAAGCAAUAAUUCGAAAACUAGUCACUGCAAGACACCUAGAUAUCGCAGAACGCUUUGAAAGAUUUUUACUGGAAUCAUAUAUUGAAGAUAAUGAUACAGUCAAGUGGUGCCCAAGCACACCACAUUGUGGAAAUGCUAUACGCGUCAAGGGCGAUAUUUAUUGUGAGGUGGAGUGCACAUGUGGAUGCCAGUUUUGUUUUAAUUGCUCUUUACGAGCACACUCACCGUGUUCCUGCAUGAUGUGGGAGCUCUGGAUCAAGAAAUGCCGUGAUGAAUCAGAAACAGUGAAUUGGAUAACAGUAAAUACUAAGCCCUGUCCCAAGUGUCACAAACCUGUGGAGAAGAAUGGUGGCUGCAACCUGGUUGCAUGUAUAUGUGGACAAGCAUUCUGCUGGUUAUGUGGGGGUGCUACAGGUAGAGAUCACACAUGGUCAACUAUUAGUGGCCACAGUUGUGGCAGGUUCACUGAUGAUCAGACUAAGAAGACAGAACAAGCAAGGCGAGACCUCUAUAGAUAUAUGCACUACCACAAUAGAUACAAGGCUCACACCGACUCUCUUAAGCAGGAAGCAAAGCUAAAGAAUGAGAUCCAGGGGAAGAUAUCCAUUUCAGAAAAUAAGGAAUCAAAGAUAAAAGAUUAUUCUUGGGUCAUAAAUGGGUUAAACAGGUUGUUCAGAUCAAGGCGUGUUCUUUCAUAUUCGUAUCCGUUUGCAUUCUACAUGUUUGGUGAUGAGAUUUUCAAGGAUGAGAUGACUCCUGAGGAAAGAGAACUGAAGCAGAAUUUAUUUGAGGACCAGCAACAACAGUUAGAAUUUAAUGUCGAAAGACUGUCUGGUUUCCUUGAGAAAGAUUUUCAACUUUUUACCGAUGAUGAGGUCAUGGAUACAAUGAAGCAUGUUAUAAAUCUUUCCAAUGUGGUUGAUAGGCUCUGCAAACAAAUGUAUCAAUGCAUUGAGAAUGAUUUGUUAUAUCCUCUACGCACACCUCACAACAUUGCUCCAUACAAAUCUAAGGGCAUUGACAGGGCCUCGGAGCUCAAUAUUAGUUGGGAUCCUGGUGAACAAAGUUCACAGUCAACAAAACAUAGCCAGGAUGAACACAGGAACAAACAAGCAUCAAAUAUUUCGGGUAAACGAACUCAUGAAUUGCAUGGUUCGAGUUCUUCUAACAAGCGAGAGAGGGUAGAUGUUAACGGUGGUGGUGGUGCACUUUUUGAUCUCAACGUGCCAGCUGAAGUGGUGGACAAGAUCUGAAACUUCAUUAUCUGAUGGGUGAUGGCACAUUCCUUUGAACUGUACAGCUGACUUAAGCUUCGUCACCAACAUAAAGGAAAAAAUACUGUUCUUUUUUGCUGCCUUACCACCAUAGAGUACCUGCAUGUCAAAUUUUUACCCUGGUGCUUGUAUCCCAAGGUAUAGAGUAGCUUUUAAGUUAUAUGUUGUAUUUCAUGGCAUGAUCUGAAGCCAAUGUUCAUAGUUCUGAUGAAGUUGUACCCCUCAAGCAAGAUGAGGAUAUUUUGGAAUAGAACCAUGCCUGUGUUGCAAAUUCCAGAUAUAAUGUAUGCAGCAUGGUGAAAAGGGAAUUGUUUGUUGAGAAGAAUGUGAGUGAUUAUUUCCUGGCAAAUGGGUGGUUCUAUUGACAAUGAAGACAAUGACUGAUUCGUCGUAUUAAAUGUGCACUUUGUUGCAACUGGCAACCAUCUUGUUUCUAGGACAGCUUUGUAUUCAACCUGUGAAAAUCCCGGUUUUCUGGGCACACAUUCCAGAUUAUUAUGGAUAACUGCAUUCUACUGUAGCUGCGGGAGGAGCUGCAAGAUAUCAAUCAGGUGCGGUGCGUGUUGACAGUGUGUUCCUUCGUUUCUUCACAUUCAAGUGUUAUCCGCCCUCCUGUAUUUUACCAAGAUAACACUUUCUCGAGAAAAGGGUCUUAGAGUUGUGUUUUGAUGU